AUGAAACGGAGCAUAGAUCCAGAUGCUUCGAAAUAUUAUAAGAUCUUUGCAUCUAGUAGAAAUAAAACAGAUCAACAUGUAUCUACCGGAUGUCUUCAAUUAUCUGGUUCAGUUAUUCGUGAUCAUGCAAUGCUUUCACAUGAAGGUUUACCACCUGAACGUGAAAUACUUGAAUAUGCUUGGCAAAUUGAAAUUAUCCUUGAUGAAUAUACUCUUGCUUGUUCACCAUAUAUUGAUAAAGCAAAAUGGAUUGAAAAACUUAAAUAUGAUUUACUUAGAUUUAGUUUAGAUUCAAUUGAUUUUAAUCUCAUUGAAGUUGGAAAUGCUGUUAAUAUUCAAAUAGCACCUAUUCGUUUAUGUAUGUGUAAUAUUCAUACAUCAUUGUGGAAUGAGAGCUUAACUUUAAAAGUUAGUACAAUACAAAUUCGCCAGUUAUUACGUCUUUAUCCUGGUUCAUGGUUAGAAGCUGGUUCAAUAAGUGUUCCUGAAUUACAUAUUAAUGCAAAAUUUGAAUGUCAUCUAGCAACACCUACUACUAUUAAUAAACAAUUAGAGUUUCUUCGUCGGCAUGAUCAACAUUCGCAACGACUUCAUUUUCUUCAUAAUUCUAAAUCUCAACAAACAUUAAAUAUUUCAACAAUAUCAACAAAUUUAAAACGUCCAUCUUAUGUUGGUUUUGCAACAAACUAUUAUACACUUGUACAAGGUGAGCAAUUUUUUAAAAGUACAUUUCGUCUUAGUGAACAAUCAUCAUUUGGUCAUUCAUUAUCUUAUCCAGAGUUACAUGUUUUACAUUCACAUCUUAUAUUUGAACAUAUUAAUCGAUUUCAUGAUGAAUUAGAUGAUGAAGAAAUUUUUGUACCAACACAUUUAUAUUCAUUGUCACGUGCUACUUCAUUAAGAAAUUUAAAACAUAAAUCAGUUAUUGAACGAAAUAAACAUAAACGUUCAUCAUCAUCAAUACCAUUAAAUAAUAUAAAUAUUGUUUCAUCAUUAUCACCUCAAACACUAGGAAGUGAUGAUUAUUUAACACCUAAUGAACAUUUAUCAUUAACAAGUGCAAGUCACACAAGUUUAAAUUCAACUUUAAAUAAUACAAAUAAUAUUAUGGAAAUAUCAUUAACUAUGAUGCAACGACAAUCAUCAACUUUAUCAUCACCAAUGCAUUCAGAUUUAAAUAUAUUUUUAACAUCAAUUGGUAAUAAACAAAAUCUAUCAACAAACUAA
This is a messenger RNA of Adineta steineri, 1227 nucleotides long. NCBI's taxonomy places the organism in Eukaryota, Metazoa, Rotifera, Eurotatoria, Adinetida, Adinetidae. The record is from the annotation of a GenBank genome assembly.